AUGCCUGAGGAAGGUAAUCAAAGAACAAGUGAUCCUUCUACCAACAGGGAAUCUGUUGAGUUGGUAUCCCACAUUGAGGAGAUGAAGCUAGAUACCACCACGCAUAUGGAUGCAAGUUCUAGUGGUUAUUCUGGAUUUCUUGAGCCAGAUGAUGUUUCCAUUGAAUGUAUUGAAAUCUCAGUUGCUCCAUUACACCAAUUUGGCCGAAGGUCAUCUAUCCAGCACAGAGAUUGCCCACUACAGCUUUGUUGUGCAGGCUUGAAAGUACAGUUUGGUGUCAGUACAAAGUUUCUUGAUAACGCAGGGCGGCCAAAGAUGAGCAUAGUGGUUGAGAUCCCUGAGAGUCUCAGUAAAGUUUUGGAAUUCUGCGAUGAUCUUGCUAGGAAGUUAUCCCAGGAAUCUGGUAGCAGUUCUGAAUGGAGACCCCUGAUUAAGAAGUAUGGAUACGUUAAUCGUCCGACUGUCCGCCUUAACAUCCCUACUAUUGCAAACAGCGAUGCUACGGCCUACUCAACUGAUAUAUGCCAGAAAGAGCCUAGUGGCAGCAUCCAGGAACUUGAUUUCAGCAAUGUAGCCACCACAGAAUUGGACUCCCUGUUUGUUAAAGGGUGCAAGGUGGACGCAUUCUUCUCACCGGAGCUAUACGAUUACCAGCAAAAUGCUGGCAUUCGGCUGGUUGCAAAGAGGCUGGUUGUACACUCGAAUUAG
Messenger RNA from Miscanthus lutarioriparius, 708 nucleotides. NCBI's taxonomy places the organism in Eukaryota, Viridiplantae, Streptophyta, Magnoliopsida, Poales, Poaceae. The record is from the annotation of a GenBank genome assembly.